ACAGUCUAUGGUGACAGGUGACCCGCGCGCAGUUUCCCGAUCGAUGUCACAAAUUUCGUCUGUAGAAUUACGCGAUGUGCUCGUUUCUGUGAUAUUAUGUGUUUUCAGUGUGAAGGAUAUAUUUUUGUGCAAGAGAAAUGCCUGGAAUUGUAGUGUUUGGUAGAAGAUGGUCGGUAGGAUCAGAUGAUAUGGUCCUGCCUGCCAUAUUUAUGUUGGUUGGUCAUAUUAUUUGGUUAGGAGCAUUGUCAUAUAUUUUCUCAAAAGUGGAAUUUGAUCCAGCAUCAGAAUGUUCAAGAGAAUUGAAGGAUAUAGUAUUAGGAUAUAUAGUGAUAUUAUUAGCGUGUAUAGUUGUGGAGAGUAUAAUAACAUUAAUCAGUGUCCGUGGGAGCAUUCUAGAGACACAGCCACGUCUAAGUAUGCAGUACUUACUGUAUAUUCGUAUAGUUGUGUUCCUGGGGGAGUUUGCAUGGCUCAUUGUUGGUGUACGAUGGAUUAUACGCUUCUAUUUCAACUGCCGUCCAGAUGAUGCCAGAAAUGCUAUACUAG
Molecule: messenger RNA, 546 nt
Organism: Ruditapes philippinarum (Manila clam)
Lineage: Eukaryota; Metazoa; Mollusca; Bivalvia; Venerida; Veneridae
Product: diacylglycerol lipase-alpha-like
Exons: 3
Cellular component (GO): dendrite membrane; postsynaptic membrane
Source: RefSeq, a predicted model, not a curated record